Wallemia mellicola CBS 633.66 is the source of this 2876-nucleotide messenger RNA. Its product is annotated as pre-mRNA-splicing factor prp1. The transcript is spliced from 4 exons. Gene Ontology annotation, biological process: spliceosomal tri-snRNP complex assembly; mRNA splicing, via spliceosome. Gene Ontology annotation, cellular component: catalytic step 2 spliceosome; U4/U6 x U5 tri-snRNP complex. The record is from RefSeq and is a predicted model, not a curated record. Lineage: Eukaryota; Fungi; Basidiomycota; Wallemiomycetes; Wallemiales; Wallemiaceae. Gene Ontology annotation, molecular function: protein binding. The coding region runs from base 10 to 2814 and encodes 934 amino acids.
CUCACUCUCAUGAGUAGAACAAAUCCAUUAAAGAACAAUGCGUCCAAGUUCGCAUUCCUUUCUAUGCAAGCUCCUCCGGGAUACGUCGCUGGUUUGGGUAGAGGUGCCUCUGGUUUCACCACUAGAUCAGAUAUAGGUCCUGCUAGAGAAGCUGGUACGAUGGAGGAAGCCGUAUCUGAUCUGCAGUCUAAGGAAAUUGAACCUGAUCAGUUCCAAGAUCCAGAGAAUGAAACUGGUUUGUUCGCGGGUACGGUAUACGAUAAGGAUGAUGAGGAAGCCGAUAAGAUUUACGACAUGAUUGAUCAACGGAUGGACGAGAAGGGUAGAGCGCGUAGGGAAGCAUCAGAGAAGAAAGCACAAGAAGCUUAUCUAGCAGCUAAUCCAAAAAUACAAACUCAAUUCUCAGAUUUAAAGCGUUCUUUAGCCACAGUCAGCGAGGAAGAAUGGGGUGCACUCCCGGAGGCUGGUAAUAUAACGGGUAAACGACGCAAGAAUAACACUCGUAAUGAUGGCAAAACCUACGUUGUACCUGAUAGUGUAUUAGCAGGUGCGAGGGACAGAAACGAUGUGAAUACAUCGAUUGAUGAUGAAAAGGGUGUUGCAACACCCGCCUCAUCUGGUACAGUUACCGACUUCCGUGAAAUUGGUCAAGCGAGAGAUAAAUCACUCUCUUUACGUCUUGAUCAACUCGGUGGUGCUGCCAGUAGCACUAGUAAUGCCACUCCUUCACCCUCCUCUACUAAUACAGCUAGUUCGUCAGCAAGCACCUCCGGCACUUCUGGCACCUCCACCUCUGUCGAUCCAAAGGGCUACCUCACCGGUUUGAAUUCCGUUCAACUCAAAACAGACGCUGAAAUUGGUGAUAUCAAGAAGGCUCGGGCUUUGCUAGAGAGUGUCAUUAAAACCAACCCAAAGCACGCGCCUGGUUGGAUUGCAGCGGGUAGAGUCGAAGAAGUAGCUGGUAGAAUGGCUGUUGCCAGAAAGGUGAUAGCAGCAGGUUGCGACAAUUGUCCAAAAUCUGAAGACGUUUGGCUUGAAGCUGCCCGUUUGAAUAUACCACAAGACGCUAGAGUAAUUCUCGCAAAUGCCGUCAGCCAUCUACCACAAUCUGUAAAAAUUUGGCUUAAAGCGGUUGAUUUGGAGAAUGACCCAAAGUCAAAACGUAGAGUACUCAGGAAAGCAAUAGAAUAUAUACCUAAUAGUGUUAGACUUUGGAAAGAAGCUGUUAAUAUGGAGGAUGAUCCACAGGAUGCCUUAAUAUUACUCGCUCGUGCAACUGAAUUGAUUCCAUCUUCUGUAGAAUUAUGGCUCGCAUUAGCUAGAUUAGAAACACCAGAUAAUGCGAAGAAGAUUAUAAAUAAAGCUCGAAAGACAAUACCAACGUCUCAUGAAAUUUGGAUAGCUGCUUCACGUUUACAAGAACAAAUUGGGGCAUCCUCUAAUGAUAUUGACAAAUUAAUGAACAAUGGUGUUGGUUCAUUGAGAUCUGCUGGUGCACUACUCUCACGUGAACAAUGGCUUAAAGAAGCUGAAAAAGUUGAAGAAGAAGGUUCACCACUUACAUGCGCUGCUAUCGUCAAAGCAACAGUAUAUCAAGAAAUUGAAGAAGAGGAUAGGUAUGCUGUCUGGAUGGAUGACGCUGAUGCCCUCGAAGAUAGAGGAUCUAUCGAAACGGCCAGAGCUGUCAUUGCGUUCGCUCUGAAGGUCUUCCCUGAACGUAGCAAACUCUGGAGACGUGCUGCAGAAUUAGAAAAACAACAUGGUGAUAGAAAGAGUCUCACUGAGAUACUCAAAACAGCCACACAAUACUGUCCAAAAGCUGAAGUGUUAUGGCUCAUGUUGGCGAAAGAACACUGGUUGGGUGGUGAUGUUAAUGCCGCUAGACAAGUCCUGGGUGAUGCAUUCAACGCGAACCCAUCAUCUGAAGCAGUUUGGUUAGCUGCCGUGAAAUUAGAAGCAGAGAACAAAGAAAUAAAGAAUGCGAGAAUGUUGCUUAAUAAAGCUCGUCUACAAUCAGGUACUGAAAGGAUAUGGAUGAAAUCUGCGGUAUUUGAACGUCAACAUGGUGAUAAAGCGAAGGCACUUGAAUAUGUGAAUCAAGCAAUAGAAAAAUAUCCAAAAUUUGAUAAACUCUAUAUGAUAAAAGUUGGUUUAAUUGAUCAAUCACAACAUAAAGAAAUAAGGGAUACAUUCACAACUGGAUUAAAAUUAUGUCCUCAUUCAGUCCCAUUAUGGAUUUUAGCAUCACAAUUUGAAGAAAGGAUGGGUGUAAUUAUUAGAUCACGUGCAUUACUUGAAAAAGCUAGAUUAACGAUAAAGAAUUCUGAUAUACUCUGGGCAGAAGCAAUAAAAGUUGAAGAAAGAGCUAAUGCAGCAAACCAAGCGAAGGCAUUACUUUCAAAGGCAUUACAAGAAUGUCCAAACUCAGGUAUACUCUGGUCAAUUGCAAUUUGGAUGGAACCACGUCCUUCACGUAAAACCAAAUCUGUUGAUGCUUUACGUAAAGUUACAGAUGAUCCAACUAUAAUCGUUACAGUCGCAAGAACUCUCUGGAUGGAAGGUAAAAAAGAUAAAGCUAGAUCAUGGUUAAGUAAAUCAUGUAAAGCUGAUCCUGAUAAUGGUGAUCAUUGGGCAUGGUGGUAUAAAUUUGAAUUACAAGAUGGUACAAAAGAAAAUGCGCAAGCUGUUUUAGAUAAUGCAAAACAAUCUGAACCACAUCAUGGUCAAAUUUGGCAAUCUGUUAUAAAGGAUGAUCAAAAUUUAUCCAAACCAUUUGAACAAUUGUUGAGAAUAACAGCAAGUAAGUUGUCAUAAAAAAUCACAUAAUUUAUUUAUUCCAUCGUUAAUGUACUACUGUCUUCGAUAAAUUUGGUAUA